AAUCAAUUGAAAAAAUAGUUGGGAUGUGUUCUUAAUUCCAGUAGGUGGGUUUUUUAAAUGGCGCCAUUUAUAUAACGUACAUACAAAGAAGGACAGAUUUUUAGAAUCUGAAUAGGAGUCUUAGACGAUGGAUUAUGAUGAUGUCAUUCAAGAACUGGGAUCGUUCGGAAAAUUCCAAAGACGUAUCCUGUUUUUCAUAUCGAUACCUUUGCUUCUGACAGGAUUUGGAGCUCCGGCAACGAGUUUUAUAUUAGUUAACCAGCCUCAUAGAUGUAAAAUUCCAUCUUACGAGAAUGACACGUAUGCCAUACAGUCUGUUAGUCAUCAGGAGAUAAUAAACAGAACAAUUCCUAGAACUUCCGAGGGAUCAUAUGCAGAAUGCACCAUCAUAGUUAAUGGAACAGAGCAGAAGUGUUCUCAGUGGGUUUACGAUCAAUCACAAUUUAUUCGAACUGUAACCUCAGAUUUUAACCUUGUAUGUGACAAUACUAUCAUCCGAUCUCAUCUUAAAACAACAUACUUAUUUGGAUUUAUGGCAGCUUCUGUGGUAUCUCAGUUAUCUGAUAUUUUCGGACGACGACCCAUGCUUCUGGGUCUCUACACGUUGAAUGUCAUUGUUGUCUUCUCCAUCCCGUUCUCCAUCAGCGUUCCUAUGUUUGCUGCUUUGAGGUUUUUUGAGGGACUGUGUAAUUUGGCCAGUUAUCAAGUUGCAUUUGUUAUGGUUAUAGAACUAGUUGGUCCUGUGCCAAGGGUUUAUGUCGCCAACUGGUCGUUGAUAGCAUGGUGCUUUGGCUUGUUUCUCUUUACUCUUCUUGUUUACUGUGAAAGGAACUGGUUUUAUCUAAUGCUGUGGCUUGCCGUACCAACAAUCCCAUCAUUAGUACUCUGGAUCCCUGGUGUGAUCACAGAGUCUCCAAGAUGGUUGCUGGCCAGAGGAAGAACUACAGAAGCUUCUAAAAUACUGACAAAAAUGGCCAGGGCGAACAACGCGCAGAAGAAAUUUGACGCCAGUAAAAUAAAAAAGGAACCGGAUCCCGGAAUACGCGUCAUCCUACGUGAAUUAUUUCAUUCAAAACUCCUCCUUAAAAGACUAGCAAUCAUCACCAGCAACUGGUUUGUAGUGUCUUUUAUAUACUACGGAUUAACAACAAAUGUCGGUUCUUUGGGCGGUAAUAUGUACGAGAACUUUGCACUAUUGGUUUUGAUGGAACUGGCCGGAACUAGUGUGAUUUUUUUCUUAAACAUUACUGGAAGAAGACCGGUGCAUUUGGUAUCCAUAUUUGGCUGCUGUAUUGCAUCGAUAGGAUCUAUCAUGUUGAUUCAAUUUGCAGAGCACUCUUUGUAUUGGCUUCACAUCUUGGUAGCUUUGGUUUCGAGGUUUGGUAUUUCCGCGCUUUUCGCCGUUCUCUACGUGUACACGGGUGAACUGUUUCCCACUGUCGUAAGAAGUAUUAUCAUUGGAACAGUUAACAUGGGAGCUAGGAUCGGGUCCAUGAUCUCCCCUUAUUUGUACGACAUAACUGAUGGAAAGCUGGGUAAGAUGCUGCCCCUGAUUGUGUACGCGGUCCUGACUAUCACUGUAGGACUGGUGUCCCUCAGACUGCCAGAGACAAACAAACGGAAACUGACUGAAACCGUGGAAGAGGCGGGGCAAGGAUGUAAAAUUCCAUCUUACGAGAAUGACACGUAUGCUGUACAGUCUGCUAGUCAUCAGGAGAUUAUAAACAGAACAAUUCCUAGAACACCCGAGGGAUCAUAUGCAGAAUGCACCAUCAUAGUUAAUGGAACAGAGCAGAAGUGUUCUGAAUGGGUUUAUGACCAAUCACAGUACAUUCGAACUGUGACGUCAGAUUUUAACCUUGUGUGCGACAAUAUUUUCCUUCGUUCCCAUCUCAAAACAUCCUAUUUGUUUGGAUUUCUGGUGGCAUCAGUGGUAUCACAAUUUUCUGACAUCUUCGGACGUAGACCCAUGCUGCUUGGUCUGUGCACAUUGAGUGUUGUGGUUGUCUUUUCCAUCCCGUUCUCCGUCAGUAUCCCUAUGUUUGCAGCUUUGAGAUUUUUUGAAGGGCUGUGUGCAAUGGCUUUCUACCAGGUUGCAUUUGUAAUAGUAAUAGAAUUGGUCGGACCGGUAGACAGGGUCUUCGCCGCCAACCUAUCUAAGAUUUUGUGGUGCUUUGGAGAAUUUCUUUUAAUUCUGCUGGUCUAUUUUGAGAGAAAUUGGUUUUAUUUGAUGUUGUGGCUUGCCAUACCAACUAUUCCACCUCUUGUAUUUUGGAUCCCUGGUGUGAUCACAGAGUCUCCAAGAUGGCUGCUGGCUAGAGGAAAGAUAGCUAAAGCUGCUCAAAUACUGACAAAAAUAGCCAGGACAAACAACGUGCAGAAGGAAUUUGACGCCAAUAAAAUAAAAAAGGAACCGGAUCCCGGAAUACGCGUCAUACUACGUGAAUUAUUCCAUUCAAAACUCCUCCUUACAAGACUAGCUAUCGUCACCAGCAACUGGUUUGUGGUCUCCUUCAUUUAUUACGGGUUGACAAUGAAUGUUGAUUCGCUUGGCGGGAAUUUGUACGAGAACUUUGCACUCUUGGUGCUAGUCGAGCUGGCCGGAUACUGUGUUGUCUUCUUUCUUAACUUCACCGGACGACGACCUGUACACUUGAUGUCCAUAUUUGGUUGUGGUAUUGCAUCUAUAGUGUCCGUCCUGCUAAUUCAAUUUGCAGAACAAUCUCUUUACUGGCUUCACAUAUUGGUAGCUUUGGUUUCGAGGUUUGGAAUUUCCGCGCUUUUCGCCGUUCUCUACGUGUACACGGGCGAACUGUUCCCUACAGUCAUCAGAAGUAUUGUGAUGGGGACCGUCAGCAUCGGCGCCAGAACAGGAUCUAUGAUUUCUCCUUAUUUGUACGACAUUAUUAAGGGAAAGCUGGGUAAGAUGCUGCCCCUGAUUGUGUACGCGGUCCUGACUAUCACUGUAGGACUGGUGUCCCUCAGACUGCCAGAGACAAACAAACGGAAACUGACUGAGACCGUGGAAGAGGCGGGGCAAGGCCUCACGGUGGACAUCAGAACCAGUGAAGAGUUAGACCUAGAUCGGGUACCGGCUGAGUAACUGGAGGUUGCCUGUCUGUAACUCUAAGAUACCGUGAUAUAUCUGCUCUUUGUGUUGUUCAAUCAAUAAACGCAUUUUCAAAAUCUCGUUGUCUGCGUGGCAUGUAUACAUGUGUGCCAGGUUUUUUUUUUGUUAGCUCAUCUGAACUGAAAGCUUAAGUACGCUAUUCUGAUCACAUUUUGUCUAUCGUCUCUGUCUGUCUGACACUCUGUAAACUUUUCACAUUUUCAACAUUUUCUCCAUUACUACUGGGCCAAAUUCAACCAAACUGAAGACAAAGCUUCCUUAGGCAAAGGGGAUUUAAAGUUGUGAAAAUUAGGGAUCACGCUCUUUUACGAAGGGAGAUAAUGGGGGAAUUAUUGAAAAUUUUGGAAGAAAUUU
This is a messenger RNA of Magallana angulata, 3484 nucleotides long. RefSeq names its product organic cation transporter-like protein. The transcript has 19 exons. Gene Ontology annotation, molecular function: transmembrane transporter activity. Gene Ontology annotation, biological process: transmembrane transport. The record is from RefSeq and is a predicted model, not a curated record. Bases 128 to 3103 code for a protein of 991 amino acids. Gene Ontology annotation, cellular component: membrane. Lineage: Eukaryota; Metazoa; Mollusca; Bivalvia; Ostreida; Ostreidae.